UAGCUAACGACGUCAUUGCCUUUGCCGAAGAAGGAUGGAUGGGUUGAAGGUGAAGGGCGUGCGUUUGGUAGGGUCUCAUCCCAUACAAGUCAGUUUCUCAUCUGUUCCCGUCAAAUCGGGUCUCUGCUUCCUUCAAUUUCAUCAUCACGCAUGCUCGCUUUCCCUUCCGUGUUCAAGGAGGUUUCCCUCGCCGAAGAAGGAGAAGAGUGUUUGCUAGGGUUUGCGUUCGCGAGAUUAGGUGAAAAUGGUCAGGAGUGAGUGAGGUGACAAUGAGAAGGAAUAGAAUAGAUUGUAGAAGGAGAAGAGCAAAAUCACAAGCCAAAGACGUCCUUUACUUUCGUCAGCUGAUGCUUUCCCUGUCAGUUGAGUACAAGAGGGUUGGUAUUCAUCGUGGUCCAGCAGAGAAAACACUUUAACCCACGGUGAGAGCACUCAGACAUUGGGAAAGAAGGAUGGAGGUCUGUAGGCAGAGGACAGGUGGAAGCUAGAUGACCAUGUGUGCCAAGGUUCGUGUUAUUUGAUGCCUUGCAAAUGGAAGACAUCACUGAGUCAUAUGAUGAGGGUGGUUCUUUUGAUUCUGUGCUAUUAAAGAAGCAAGGUUGGAAAGAAGGGAAUGGUCUUGGGAUAUCUGAGCAGGGUAGACUAGAACCCAUGGAAACUUGUGUGAAGAAUAACAAACGAGGUUUGGGAGCGGACAAAGGGAAGAAAAAGGCUGUGAAGUCUGAUGAUAGUAAUGUCUCUGAAGGGAACUAUCAGCAGAUAACCAAGGGUCUGUUGGAGAAGUAUGGCCCUGAGAGGGUUCUUGAUACUCCAAUCACUGAGAUAGAAACAAGCCUGUACCUGAGGCAGUAUGCACGUACAAAUUCUGAAAAGUAUCAGCUUUUCAUCAAUUUAUAUGCAAAAGUUCUUGAGGACUCAUUUCUGGGCUCCGCCAGUACUAGGCAACUACAGCCCAUUCACUUUAGUACUUUACUUCAUUUUUAGGGUGGCCAAUCACUUUACUACUUCACCCCAUUUUUAGGGAUUUCCCUGGAUCCCUGGCACGAACGUGAACUCCAGCCAACACUGCAAAGCUAUUCUGGAUCUCUCAUUAUUUUUCUCUCACUUUCCUUCAUUUGUCAUUCUUGCAGGGAAAAUAUAUGAGACUAUGGGCAAGACAUCCAAAGUUGUGGCAGUGAACUUCUGAAAGAGGAUAACGUUAUAGCGUCAUGGUCACUUGUGUGGGGAGGUUGGGUCGCUAUGCUUGCAGAGAAUGAAUUUGAGGGAGAAAGGGAGAGUGCGAGAGGUAGUGCACUCCACUGUGGGAAAAAGAUGGGGAGGAAAAUCUUAAUAUAGUGAGACAGUGGGAAACAACUUCAUAGCAGGCUAUUUUAGAUUUUGAUGUAUUCUCUUUUUCCUUUUAUUCAUUAACAAAUUUUUCACUUGGUUUAAAUAUAUUUUAGAAGGCUUUUUUAAUUUCACUGGUUUUAAUACUUGUGCUACCUACAAGAUUUCCCUAUGCCUCCCCUUGUAUCCAUCUAUAUUGGAGAAAAAUGAAUUUGCAGUUGUUUGUUAA
Lotus japonicus is the source of this 1555-nucleotide messenger RNA. RefSeq lists its product as uncharacterized. The transcript is spliced from 8 exons. Lineage: Eukaryota; Viridiplantae; Streptophyta; Magnoliopsida; Fabales; Fabaceae. Gene Ontology annotation, molecular function: nucleic acid binding. The record is from RefSeq and is a predicted model, not a curated record. Bases 532 to 984 code for a protein of 150 amino acids.